Molecule: messenger RNA, 1599 nt
Organism: Penicillium taxi
Lineage: Eukaryota; Fungi; Ascomycota; Eurotiomycetes; Eurotiales; Aspergillaceae
Product: VOC family protein
Exons: 2
Coding region: 1-1599 (532 amino acids)
Source: RefSeq, a predicted model, not a curated record
AUGCCUGUCUCCCAUAUGACUCUGACAGUUACUCAUCUCCCAACCUCUACUUCCUUCUUCCUAUCAUGUCUCCAGCCUCUUGGUUACCAAUUCAUUGGUCGGCAAGAUGAGUACAUCGGCUUCGGUCAGAAGCAAGGAGAGCCUGCUGAUUUCUGGGUCACGGAGCGAAGACCAGGUAUAGGUCCUAGUGCAGUACAUAUUGCAUUCCCAGCCCCGUCCAGAGAUGCCGUGGGUCAAUUCUUCAUCUGUGCCUUGAAGGCCGGUGGCCAGAUCCACGGUGAGCCUAAGACACGGGACUCGCAAUCAGGCUAUUACAGUGCGGCUGUAAUCGACUUUGACGGUAACAGCAUCGAAGCGGUGUACCGGCCGGGCGGAUCAGUUGUUGCAUCGGAGGCUGGUGGACCCACAAUAGCUAUGCUAGACAAUGGAUCCGUCGUUUCCAGAAGCAACAAGGCCAAGUCGGUGAAGGCAGAGAGCAUUGCUCCUCCCCAGUCCAAAGCCCCCACAGUCAUCGAGCGUGCUGCAACGGUCGUUUCUCAACCGUCGUACACUGUCCAAACUGUUCAGGCAGACGAUGGCAGCAAAGCAGUAAAGACUAUUGUCGGCACGCUCCUCGGCGCAGCUGCCGGUGCAGCUAUUGCUUAUGCCAUGGUGAAGGGUGACGAGCAGUCCUCGUCAGAGACUAAAAGUAUUGCUAUGAUGAAACAUGCACCCGAUCUCCUCCAAAUCAUGGCCCCACCGCCACCAUCGCAAGCAUCCAGAUCUGAGGCAGGCAUGCGGGCUAUUGAAGCUCCUCCCGCCAAGAGUACAUACUCGGCUGCCCCACGGUCGACGGUUAGUCGCAGUGCGGCCUCCAAGAACCCACGAGCCAGUACCGUCUAUGAACCGACCGAGUUCGCUCUUGAUCAAAAAGGCCGACGGGCCUCAGAGGGCACUGUUGCCUCAUACCUCGAAGACCUGCCAAUUCGGACAAUUGAAUAUCCACCUCGGCACUACCCAUGCAGCCCCAGCACAUUUAUUAGCAGCUACGCUGCUGACAAGCCGCGAGCCUUCGUAGCAGGCAGCGUGCUUUCAAACUCCACCAUCAAAGCUGCGCAGAAAAGCCUCCAACGCCGCCGCAGCCAUGACGACCGGAGUGUAUACUCCACACCAAGCAGUCACCACUCAAAGUCCCUGGCCCCAGGUAGCAUCGCCUCUUCUGCUCACACCGCGCACAAAGUUCCCUUGCCAGCCGGGUCCGAAGCCACGUAUUACUCUGCAGCCCCAACCCAUCAAGGCUAUUCAUAUCUUUCUGCAGGGGGCGUGCCCCUGCCUGCUAGCGUGGCUGACCUUGAUGUGAGAUCGGACGUUACGCCAGAUGACUCGAUCAGCCAGGUUGGUGCCCAGUCUCAUUCUGGAAAAUCUACACACUCACACUCCCACUCUCGUUCGCACUCACGUCAUUCCAGACACUCGAAGUCUGGCUCGCGGGCCUCGAAGCACUCUUCCCGGUCAAAGCACGAUGACGGCGCCAAGCCGAGUGAUAAUUCGAGCCACGUUUCGCGACGCACUGCUAAGGCUGGUAGUAAGGCUCCGUCGACGUCGGGCAGUCGACGUUGA